This is a messenger RNA of Rosa chinensis, 2925 nucleotides long. Its product is annotated as LRR receptor-like serine/threonine-protein kinase FLS2. Gene Ontology annotation, cellular component: plasma membrane. The transcript has a single exon. Bases 1 to 2925 code for a protein of 974 amino acids. Lineage: Eukaryota; Viridiplantae; Streptophyta; Magnoliopsida; Rosales; Rosaceae. The record is from RefSeq and is a predicted model, not a curated record. Gene Ontology annotation, molecular function: protein binding.
AUGGAGUUGGGAAGGUGGCUCAGACAUGCUUUUGCAAUAUCAAUUGUGCUUCUUCUGCAUAUCAACGGUUCCUUAUCACUCGGCAACCACCAUGCUAACUUGACGACGAGGUGCCUUGAGAGGGAGAGGGGUGCACUCCUUGCUAUCAAAAGAGACCUGAUGGAUGAAUACAACCUGCUCUCUUCUUGGGGAAGCGAAGCCAAAAAGCAAGACUGUUGCCGAUGGGAAAGAGUCCACUGCGAUCACCAGACGGGCCAUGUUACUCAACAUCAUCUUGGAGGACUGGAGGUGAUCUCUUCACUAGGUGAGUUUAAGACUUACAAAUAUUUUAAAGGAAUAGUUAGUCCUAAACUCAUUGAGUUGCAGCAUUUGGAAUAUUUGGACCUCAGUCACAAUUUCUUCAAUGCCAACCAAAUUCCAGCGCUCAUUUUUUCUUUGUUCAAUUUAAGACACCUAGAUCUCCAUUACAAUGGCCUCACUGGGAGCAAAAUUCCGGAGCUCAUUAGUAAUCUGACCAAUUUAAGAUAUUUAGAUCUCUCUGAGAAUUUCUUUGAAGGUGAUACUCCAUAUCAUCAGCUUGGAAAUCUUACUCAUUUGCAGUAUCUCAAUCUCGGGUAUAAUGACAUCACUCAUGGUGUAGAAAACUUCCAUUGGCUCCCACAUCUUUCUUCUUUAAAAUACCUGGACCUGAGUUGGGUCGGUAUGAUUAAGGCUUCUGAUUGGUUGGAAACAAUAAACAAGCUCCCCAAAUUAAGAAACUUAACCUUGAGAUUCUGUAGUCUUCCUCCUCCAACUCUUUCCACUCUUUCUCACAUAAAUUCUUCCAAUUCUCUUGUUAGUGUUGAUUUGUCUGGAAAUCCUGAUGUCAUUUCUUCAAUAUUCAAAUGGUUGUGCAAUUUCAAUACCACCCUUGUUCAUCUUGACCUCUCUUCCAACCAACUAAGUGGUUUGAUUCCGGAUGCUUUUGCAAACAUGAGCUCACUUGCAUAUCUUGACCUCGCUUCCAACCAAUUAAGUGAUUUGUUUCCCGAUGUUUUCAGAAACAUGGGCUCACUUGAACAUCUAUCCCUCUCUUCCAACCAAUUUAGUGGUUUGAUUCCGGAUGCUUUUGCAAACAUGGGCUCACUUGCAUAUCUUGACCUCUCUUCCAACCAAUUAAGUGGUUUGAUUCCCGAUGUUUUCAGAAACAUGGGCUCACUUGAACAUCUAUCCCUCUCUUCCAACCAAUUUAGUGGUUUGAUUCCGGAUGCUUUUGCAAACAUGGGCUCACUUGCAUAUCUUGACCUCUCUUCCAACCAAUUCAGUGGUUUGAUUCCCGAUGUUUUCAAAAACAUUGGCUCACUUGAACAUCUAUCCCUCUCUUCCAACCAAUUAAGUGGUUUGAUUCACGAUGCUUUCGCAAAUAUGAGUUCACUUGAAAAUCUUGACUUCUCUUCCAACCAAUUAAGUGGUUUGACUCCCGAUGUUUUCAGAAACAUGGGCUCGCUUGAAUAUCUAUCCCUCUCUUCCAACCAAUUAAGUGGUUUGACUCCUAAUGCUUUUGCAAACAUGAGCUCACUUGCAUAUCUCAGUCUCUCUUCCAACCAAUUAAGUGGUUUGAUUCCGAAUGCUUUCGCAAACAUGAGCUCCCUUGCAUAUCUCAGUCUCUCUUCCAACCAAUUAAGUGGUUUGACUCCCAAUGCUUUCUCAAACAUGAGCUCGCUUGCAUAUCUAUACCUCUCUUCCAACCAAUUAAGUGGUUUGACUCCUAAUGUUUUCAGAAACAUGGGCUCGCUUGAAUAUCUAUACCUCUCUUCCAACCAAUUAAGUGGUUUGACUCCUAAUGCCUUUGCAAACAUGAGCUCACUUGCAUAUCUCAGUCUCUCUUCCAACCAAUUAAGUGGUUUGAUUCCCGAUGCUUUCAGAAACAUGGGCUCACUUGCAUAUCUCAGUUUCUCUUCCAACCAAUUAAGUGGUUUGAUUCCCGAUGCUUUCAGAAACAUGAGCUCACUUGAACAUCUUGACCUCUCUUCCAACCAAUUAAGUGGCUUGAUUCCCGAUGCUUUCAGAAACAUGGGCUCACUUGCAUCUCUUAGUCUCUCUUCCAACCAAUUAAGUGGUUUGACUCCUAAUGCUUUCGCAAACAUGAGGUCACUUGUAGAGCUUGACCUCUCUUCCAACCAAUUAAGUGGUUUGAAUCCUGAUGUUUUUAGAAACAUGGACUCCCUUGUAAAUCUUGACCUCUAUUCCAACCAAUUAAGUGGUUUGAUUCCGAAUGCUUUCGCAAACAUGAGCUCACUUGCACGUCUUUACCUCUCUUCCAACCAAUUAAGUGGUUUUAUUCCCAAUGCUUUCAGAAACAUGAGCUCACUUGAAUAUCUUGCCCUGUCUUCCAACCAAUUAAGUGGUUUGACUCCCGAUGCUUUCAGAAACAUGGGCUCACUUUCAUAUCUUAACCUCUCUUCCAACAAAUUAAGUGGUUUGAUUCACGAUGUUUUUGCAAACAUGAGCUCACUUGCACGUCUUGACAUCUCUUAUAACCCAUUCGGAGGAGGGAUCCCAGCCUCCAUUGGCCAGUUAUGCAGUUUGCGACAUGUGUCAGUUUUAGGUUGUAAUCUGACAAGUGGACAACUUUCUGAGUUUGUUCAAGGAUGUUCAGCAUGUUUUCAAAAUUCAUUACAGAGUUUUGAUCUUUCCAAUAAUCAUCUUGCUGGGUCACUUCCUAAUCUUACAAGCGUUUCAUCAUUGGAGGUAUUAACUCUCUCCAAAAAUAAGUUGAGUGUUCUGGAUAGUAUUGGAAAUUUUUCUUCUCUGAAACAAUUAUAUGUUGAUCAAAAUCAAUUACAAUGGAUGAUACCGGAAAGUAUUGGGAAACUCUCCGGUUUGUAUGUCUUGGAUCUCUCUGGAAAUCUUCUGAGCGGAAGAAUUCCAGAAGGUAUUGGGUAA